Molecule: messenger RNA, 1998 nt
Organism: Mercurialis annua (annual mercury)
Lineage: Eukaryota; Viridiplantae; Streptophyta; Magnoliopsida; Malpighiales; Euphorbiaceae
Product: glycoprotein 3-alpha-L-fucosyltransferase A
Exons: 7
Coding region: 175-1716 (513 amino acids)
Cellular component (GO): membrane
Molecular function (GO): fucosyltransferase activity
Source: RefSeq, a predicted model, not a curated record
UUCUAAAGAAAAAAGAGAAAACCUCAUUAGAACCCUAACCAACUUUCUUUUCUUUCAAUUCUAUUUUAGAUAAAAUUGACUUCAAUUAUCUCAUGUACUAUAAGUUAAAUCAAAACCCAUUUAAUGUCAUCAUUUGUAGCUUGAUACCCACUUGAAAAGAAACGAUUUUGAUCCAUGGGUAUUUUACCAAAUUUCAGAGGAGCUUCAAAAACCCAAGAUGGUGCAUUACCUCUAUCAGAUGGGUCAUCAUCAUCAGUUUUAAAUAACAAUUAUAAGAAGAAAUGGUCAAACAUUUUGUUGGUUUUCAUAAUUAUUGUGGUUGGUGCUGAGAUUUGCUUCUUGGGUCGUCUGGAUAUGGCUAAUAAUGCAGCUUUAGUUGAUUGGGCUGAUCGCUUGUUUUAUAAUAACAAUAAAAAUUUGGGGUUUGAUGGUGAUGAUUGGAAGGACGUGGCAGGAAAUUUGGAACUGGAUAGCUGUGAAAAGUGGCUAGAAAUGGAGGAUUCAGUGGUUUACUCUAGAGAUUUUGAUAAAGAUCCAGUCUUGGUUGUUGGUGCUGAGAAGGAGGUACGAACGAAUUGUGCAGUGGGAUGCCAUUUUGGCUCUGAACCAAAUAAAAAACCUGAUGCUGGAUUUGGUGCAGCAAACCAAGGUGAAACAGCUAGUGUGCUCCGUUCAAUGGAAUCAGCUCAAUACUAUCCUGAAAACAGUAUAGCUCAGGCGCGACGGAGGGGUUAUAGUAUUGUAAUGACAACUAGCCUCUCAUCAGAUGUUCCAGUUGGAUACUUUUCAUGGGCCGAGUAUGAUAUCAUGGCACCAGUACAGCCAAAGACUGAGAAAGCACUUGCAGCUGCUUUCAUUUCUAACUGUGGUGCUCGCAACUUUCGUUUGCAAGCUCUGGAGACACUUGAAAAGGCAAAUGUCCCAAUAGAUUCAUAUGGCGCUUGCCAUCGGAAUCGCGAUGGAAGAGUUGGAAAAGUAGAGGCUCUGAAACGGUACAAAUUUAGCUUGGCUUUUGAAAACUCAAACGAGGAGGAUUACGUAACUGAAAAGUUCUUCCAAUCUCUUGUUGCUGGAACCAUUCCUGUGGUUGUUGGUGUUCCAAAUAUUCAAGAUUUUGCUCCCGGACCUGGUUCAGUUUUACACAUUAAGGAGCUAAAAGAUGCUGAGACGGUUGCAAAAUCUAUGAAAUACCUUGCAGAAAAUCCUGAUGCUUACAAUCAAUCAUUAAGGUGGAAAUAUGAAGGUCCAUCUGAUUCUUUCAAGGCCCUACUUGAUAUGGCUGCUGUACAUUCAUCUUGUCGUCUUUGUAUUCAUUUGGCAACUAUAAUUCGGGAGAAGGAGGAACAUAGCCCGGGGCUCAAGAAACGCCCAUGCAAAUGUACCAAAGGAUCAGAGACCGUACAUCAUUUAUAUGUAAGAGAAAGAGGAAGGCUCCAGAUGGAGUCCAUUUUUUUGAGGUCCAGAAAUUUGACUGUAAAUGCUCUGGAGACUGAAGUGCUCAAGAAGUUCAAGUCGAUGAAACAUAUACCGAUAUGGAAGGAAGAAAGACCUGAAAGCAUACGAGGAGGUGACCAUGAAUAUAAAGUUUACAGAAUAUACCCUGUAGGGAUGACACAGAGGCAAGCUUUAUAUACAUUCAGAUUUGACAAUGAUGCCGAUUUUCAGAAUCACUUGCAAAUGAACCCGUGUGGAAAAUUCGAAGUGAUAUUUGUCUAGAGCCAUAAAUACAUUCUGGAAUCGCCAUUAUCAGGCAUCAUCUGCUGUAAUAUUUGCAGAUAGGUUGAGGUUUUUUCUACGCAUUCCUAUUUCGCGGAAUAUCGUCCUUGUAAGCCAUGUUAUACACAAUGGAGUAUUAUGAUUUAUAGGCAGGAAAUUGAGUUGGAGAUGUGUGGCUUAAUCUGAAUGUGAAUCUUUAUGGGACCCCAUUUUCUUGAUCUUAUGUGUAUGAUUUAGUGAUUUUAUGGAAAUUGAAAAGCUUUUAAUCUCGAUUUUUGCUGA